AUGCUAACAUUGUACUGGGAUACCGCUGGCCAGGAACGCUUCCGAACCAUCACAUCCUCGUACUACCGCGGCGCCCACGGCAUCUGCGUCGUCUACGAUGUCACCGACAUGGACUCUUUCAACAACGUAAAGCAGUGGCUGCAGGAGAUUGACCGAUACGCAACCGAGGGCGUCAACAAGCUGUUGGUGGGCAACAAGUCCGAUAUGGCGGACAAGAAGGUUGUCGAGUACACCGUAGCAAAGGAGUUCGCAGACAGCCUCGGCAUCCCCUUCCUCGAGACCUCCGCAAAGAGCGCCACCAACGUCGAGCAAGCUUUCCUUACCAUGGCCCGCCAGAUCAAGGAGCGCAUGGGUACCACAACCGCCAACACCAAGCCCACAGUCCCCAUCGGCCAGGGACAGGGUGUCCAAAACGGAUCUGGCGGUGGUUGCUGCUAG
Molecule: messenger RNA, 438 nt
Organism: Alternaria ventricosa
Lineage: Eukaryota; Fungi; Ascomycota; Dothideomycetes; Pleosporales; Pleosporaceae
Gene: YPT1
Product: GTP-binding protein of the rab
Exons: 4
Coding region: 1-438 (145 amino acids)
Molecular function (GO): GTPase activity; GTP binding
Source: RefSeq, a predicted model, not a curated record